AAGCCGUUGACAAGAUGCCAAUCUUGAUAUCACCAUGCAAAUAAUUUCAUUUACUCAAAAUAGAGAGAGAAAUCCUCCAAACUCUCUCAUAGAUUCAAUCAGAAUUCUCGAUUCUUUUCUUCCCCAGAAGCUGGUGUGAUCAAGUUAUGGAGAAAUUACCAACGGAUCUUCAUCUCAAGAUUUUUUAUUUGUUGGAUCCUCAAAAUCUCGCAGCUGCCCAACUGGGUUAGUAAAAAAUGUGUAGGAAAUGGAGAGACUUGGCCUCGGAUGAGGGGCUAUGGUCUAAUCUCUUUAAGGAGAGAUGGGGGAUAGACCGAGCCACAUUUUACGCGCCUGCAGCUCCUGAUUCGUGGAAAGAUGUCUACGUUGUUCAAGAUCGAUGUGAUCGUGUUGGAUUGGGAUUGAAGAUAAUAAGGGAAGGGGAAGAUUAUUACUUAGUCCAUCAAGGUCGAAUUGAACGGGGUCUGGGAUCAAAACGAGAAGCUGAUAUGAGAGGCGUAGAUGAAGAGGUACCAAGUGCAGGUAUCUUGGACAAAAUUCUCUUCUUCGUCGGGGACCUGGAAGUUGCUACUAUGAAUGCAAAACGCAACCGUCUCAUGUAAAUGAUUCUCCCUCAACUCAUACUCAUCUUGUUUGCAUAUAUUUUCUUGACAAAAAGGAAUAAUUCAUUGUGCUGUACAUGCAUAUGGAGUAGGCUAAUAUUUUGACAAACCACAUCUCUUUUUUAUGUAGUAUUAUUCAUUUCAAGUAGGAAUAAGUUGAUGUAACUUACCUAUGAAUUGCAAUACAAGUAUUGUUUUUGUUUUA
Molecule: messenger RNA, 807 nt
Organism: Salvia hispanica
Lineage: Eukaryota; Viridiplantae; Streptophyta; Magnoliopsida; Lamiales; Lamiaceae
Source: RefSeq, a predicted model, not a curated record